Molecule: messenger RNA, 4830 nt
Organism: Closterium sp. NIES-65
Lineage: Eukaryota; Viridiplantae; Streptophyta; Zygnematophyceae; Desmidiales; Closteriaceae
Source: the annotation of a GenBank genome assembly
AUGCCUGAGCAAAUUGUCCAAUAUCAGCUGAGUCGCGCCAUGGCCAGUGACGACGAUAAAGCCGUUGAGAAGGCAGGUGAUGGUGACGUUGAUAUGGCAGAAAAGCCGGAAACAUCAGAUUCAGAGCUAGACGAAGGCGGUGACGGUAAGAAUGCGACCAAUGACCCGAAAAAAGAGGAUUCGGACGAUGACAGCGAUGGCGAUGAUAGCGAGGAUGACGAUAGCGAAGAUGAGAAAGAAGCAGCGGAGGAGGCGGAGCGAAAGGCUUUGAUUGACCAAGUCAAAGCGCGCAUCGCAUCGAAUCCAUACGACUAUCAGGCUCACGUUCAGCUGAUAUCCCUGCUGCGGCGCAGCAGCAUGCUGGAGGUUUCAAGGGGUGCACGAGAGGCGAUGAAUGCACUGUUCUCGCUCUUACCCGCCAUGUGGCAGCAGUGGGCUCUGAGGCGCCUCAACUGCCACCUCUUCCCUUCCCCUUCCUCCCCUUCUCCUCCCCCACCUCUAUUCACCCCCUUACCCCCUGGUCAGCUGAUAUCUCUCCUGCGCCGCAGCAGCAUGCUGGAGGAGCUGCGGGCAGCGAGGGAGGCGAUGAACGCGCUCUUCCCGUUAUCGCCCGCCAUGUGGCAGCAGUGGGCUCACGACGAGACGCGCCUCAUCGCCUCUCUCAUCGUACCAAUUCGUGCAUUUCUUUGGGAUCCCAUCUGCUUCUCAUUGCGUGCUGAAACCCACAGAGACGCUGACGUGGCAAAGGUGGAAGCUCUGUACAAGCGUGGAGUGGAGGAGUACGUGGUGAGUCUCUCUCCCCCCUUUCACCUCCGGUCCCUUCUCUUCCCCCCUCCUCCUUCUCUCCCACCUCAUCCUCGCCUGUGCCCUUCCUCCCAUUUCCUCUCCUCCCAUUUUCUCUCCUCCCAUUUCCUCUCCUCCCAUUUCCUCUCCUCCCAUUUCCUCUCCCCCCAUUUCCUCUCCCCCCAUUUCCUCUCCCCCCAUUUCCUCUCCCCCCAUUUCCUCUCCCCCCAUUUCCUCUCCUCCCAUUUCCUCUCCUCCCAUUUCCUCUCCUCCCAUUUCCUCUCCUCCCAUUUCCUCUCCUCCCAUUUCCUCUCCUCCCAUUUCCUCUCCUCCCAUUUCAUCUCCUCCCAUUUCCUCUCCUCCCAUUUCCUCUCCUCCCAUUUCCUCUCCUCCCAUUUCCUCUCCUCCCAUUUCCUCUCCUCCCAUUUCCUCUCCUCCCAUUUCCUCUCCUCCCAUUUCCUCUCCUCCCAUUUCCUCUCCUCCCAUUUCCUCUCCUCCCAUUUCCUCUCCCCCCAUUUCCUCUGCCUUCCUCCCCCCUCCCUCACUCAAUCACUGCCUCGACGCUCUUCUCACCGUCCUCCCUCCAAUUCCGUUCCACAAUUCUCUCCCCAGUCACCCCCUCUCUGGCAGGCCUAUCUCGCCUUCCUCGCACCCCACCACCCCGCCAUCACCACACACACUCCAACGGCCUGCAGCUCUUUAUCACUCCUCUCCACCCCUCUCCACCCCUCUCCGCCCUUUUCCGCCCCCACAGAGCAAGCUCUCUCCCAGGUUGGGUUACAUCUGAGGGAGGGCGCAUCUGUCUGGGGGACUUUCAGGGGAUUCGAGAUGGAGGUUCUGCGGAAAGUAACGGACGAGGAGGAAAAGACGAAGCAGGCCGGCCGGGUGCGCGGGCUGUUCCAUCGCCAGCUGGCGGUGCCUCAUUUGCAGCUGCCUGCUACGCUGGCAGCGUAUCUGGCUUGGGAGGCGGAGGAAGGCGGCGAGAAGCUUCCUACACCCUCGUCCGAGUCGUCUCCGGACGUCGAGAAGCUUCCGGGAAGCGUCAAGGCAGCAUAUUUGAAAGCGGAAAAGAUGGUGGGGGAGCGGAGGGGUGUGGAGGAGAGGGUCGAGAAGCUGGAAGGGGAGAAGAGGCGAGUGGAGGAGGAGGGGGGUGGUGCAGCGGCAGGGGGGGGGGGAGGAGGAGGAGGUGAGAGUGGCACUGCUCCUACGUUUGAGAAGACGGAUGAGCUUAUGCAGGCAUACACGGAGUACAUGGCGUUGGAGGCAGCCAGUGGGGACAUGCCACGUCAGCAGGCCAUGCAUGAGAGGGCGGUGACGGGCCUCCCGGUGGUGUUUGACGUGUGGCAGAAAUACAUUGACCUCGUUGACCACAAGCUCAAGGUCUUUGAGAAGGCCCUUGUCUCAGGAGUUCAGUCUGCAGAUGAGUACUUUGACAUUUUUCUCACCCGCCUGGACGGUUUGAGGCGCCGCCUCAUGCCUCCUCCUGAACCUUCCAAGGGCACUGCUAAAGGGGUUGUUCUUAGCGAGGAUGAAAAGACGGCGCUGGUAGCCACGCUGCGAGCAACCUUUGAGCGAGCAGCUGAGUUCAUGGCUUCGUAUUUCCCCGACCACCAGCAAGCACAGCUGCACCUGGUGGGGUACCAAGCGCACAUAGAAUGUCAGCUGCAGAAGGCAGGGGGGGAGGGGGCAUCUGGGGGAGGUGCGACUGGAGCGGUGGAGGAAGCUGCUGGAAGGGCCAUCUGGGAGCAAUUCCGGCUCCUGUCACCAGGCCGGCCGGGCUUUACUCAGUUUGAGACGGGUGGGGCUACAACCUGGCACGGUCGCGGCUCCUCUCACCAAGCCUGGCUGGGUUUCACUCAGUUUGAGACGGAGAGGGGGUGCUACAACCAGGCCCGAUCAGUCUUCCGUCGCUGCUACAGCCGGAAGUUUGACUCUCCCUCAGGCACAGAGGAGGUGUGCUCAGCAUGGACACGGUUCGAGAGGGAGUGGGGAACUCUCGGGGACCUGGAUCUUGCUUCAGACAAGGUUGCCCCUCGCUUGGCUGAAGUGGCAGCCUAUCACACACACGAGGAUCAGGCACAGCUGUACCAACAGCACCGGCAGCAGCAGGAGCAGAAGCCACAGCAGCAGAUGGCGAAAGGGCGCGGGCAAAAGCGCAAGGUGGCAGGAGGGGACGCACGAGGAGAAGGAAGGGGUGGAGGGAAGGGGAGAGGAGGAGGAGGAGCAGAAGGAGGAGAAGGUGGAGGAGGAGGUGGGGAGAGAGGGGGGGAGGGUGGGGGAAGAGAUCGAGGCAAGAGGCAGCGUCCGGGAUUAGGGUUUGACAAGAGGCAGGGGCGAGGGACGGAGGGGCUUGGUAAGGAGGCAGGUGAUGGUUCGGCAGAGGAAGGGAAAGAGACCGUGGGUGGGAAAGGAAAGGGAGGGGAGAAGGCAGAAGAUGGGGGAGAGAAAAGGGAAGAGGGAGGGGAGGCACAGGAGCAGGAAGGGCCGAAGCAUGAUGGGGAGGAUAAGGAGGCAGAGAGGAAGGAAGGAGAAGAGAAGGGGCAGCAGGGGCAGCAGGGGCAGCAAGGGCAGCAACAGGGCCGCUUUUUCACGGACAAGAAUACGGUGUUCCUCUCGAACCUCGAUCUUAGUACGACUCGGGACGAGAUCCUGGAGCUUCUGAAAGAUUGUGGCGAGAUUCGGGACGUGCGGAUGGUGUUCAACCACUCCACUGGGCAGUUCCGGGGCUUCGCCUACGUGGAGCUGGGCAGUGCAGAGGCGGUGGCAGCAGCAGAGAAGCUCAACAGGACGCCAAUGAGAGGGCGCCAGCUCCUUCUUAUACCUUCCUACCCAAUUUCCCACUCCCUUUCCUGUCCUUCCCCUCUUUCCCUCACCCCUCCACUCCCCCCCACCCCCCUCUCGCUCGCCCCCCUCCCCCCAAAUCUUCCCACUCCCCUCCUUGCAGCCUACCAUCCUUCCCACCGAGGCGGCAGAGGCGGGCGGGGAGGCCGCGGCUUGCAGCCUUUGUCAGCUAGUGCCAGGCGGGGGGGUCAGCUGCAGCUGAUUGGCUCGCCAACCUUUGCCAUGCCACGGGCUGUGGGACAAGCCCUGGGGAGAGGUGUGGCUGGAAGGGCACGGGGGAGAGGAGGGGGGAGAGCAGGGGGGAGGGGUGGUAUGGGGAGAGGACAGCAGGGGGGAGGCGGUGCGAAGGGGGAGGAGAUGGGUGGAGGGGGGGGAGGAGGGGGAGAGGCGAAUGGGGAGGCGGGAGGAGAUGGUGGUGCAUGCGACGGCGACGACGGUGAUGACGUGGACACGAGUGCCUUCUCCUCUUCCGGCAACGGCGCGCUUCACCGCGUGGGCGGCUUGGCCGCGGUGACUGCUGACGUGUCACUCGGGGACGCACUUGACGAACUUGGCGGCGGCCCGGAGGAGCGGCUCGGCGUGAACGGGCGGCGAUUAAAGUUCAAAUUGGGCGGCUCGGAGGAAGCUUCGUCGGAGCUUCUUGGGGCGGCGGCUAAGGAGGUUGAGAAAGGGGUAGAGGCGGUGGGAUCGGCGGCGCUUAAAACGCGGGAGACGGAGAGAUCGGUGGAGAGCGAGGAAGAGACGAAACGAAAGAUGAGGAUAUCCCACGGCCGAAUCAUCUCGGUUCUACUCUUCCUCGCCCUCCUCUCAACGCUCCUCCUCGUCGACUCCUUCAUCUGGCGCCUCAUCCGCCGCCCCCUCGCAGCCUUCUUCCUCACAAUUCCCUUCCUAGCCGCCGCCGCCACGUCAGCAUACGCGGGCGCCAUCGCCAUCCCGUUCCUGCGCUCGCUUAAAGCCCAGCAGGUGGUGCGAGAGGAGGGCCCCGCCACGCAUGUGACUAAAGCGGGGACGCCCACUAUGGGGGGGCUGUUCUUCGUGCCGCUGGGUGUGCUUGUAGCGAGGGUGGCGACUGGGAGUCCGCCUGAGCUGGCAGGGGUGACAGCGGCAACGGUGGCGAUGAUGGCGGUGGGGGCGGUGGAUGAUGGGUUGUCUCUGGCUAAGAAACACAACUACGGGCUUACACCGAUGGGGAAGCUGGGUCUACAG